Molecule: messenger RNA, 2900 nt
Organism: Acipenser ruthenus (sterlet)
Lineage: Eukaryota; Metazoa; Chordata; Actinopteri; Acipenseriformes; Acipenseridae
Product: mitotic-spindle organizing protein 2
Exons: 5
Coding region: 167-853 (228 amino acids)
Cellular component (GO): centrosome; spindle
Source: RefSeq, a predicted model, not a curated record
UUUGACAGAUGUUCAAGAGUUUGUGUUUCGUGAUUCUAUUGGCCUCGAAUGGCAGGGAGACUGCAUCAGCGGAAGUGAAUGUUUGGUUUCAAUCCGGGGCGGUUUCCAGGGAGGAAGGAGUUUUUUGUAUGCUAAAUCACUCCACACUGCAGAUAUACAGAUCCCAAUGGCUCUUCCACAGCAGCCAACAGCACUGGGCUCAGGUCUGGAGUCCCAGCCACUGGUCGCCACAGUCAGCGGCAAUGUCCAGAAAUAUGCCAUGAAGAAAAAGAAAGUUCUGAAUGCAGAGGAGACAGACCUGUUUGAGCUCACACAGGCUGCAGGCAUUGCUGUGGAUCAGGAGGUCUUCAAGAUUAUUGUGGAUCUGUUAAAGAUGAAUGUGCCCCCCCUGGCAGUGUUCCAGAUGCUCAAAGCAAUGAGUGCUGGACAGAGAAUCGCUGACACCUCCGCAGGAGAGAGUUCCUCCACUGGGUUACAGAGCGCCACGCCGGAGCCCAGAGUAGAAGAAUCAUUUGUCUCUGCCAAGAACAGUAAAAUCCCGGCACCACUCUCCUUUUCCUCUUCCCUUCGGCCUCCAAGACUAACCACUAAGAUGGUGGUCUGCGGUCCUGCUGAUGCUUGCUCGCCUCUCUCUCAAGGUCCCCCUGGUUCCUUCCAGUUUUCUUGCUGCCUGUUCGCACCCUUUGCAGUGAGAAACAAGCCAAGCCCUGUUGUGUGUGGCAGCCAGGUCCCAGCAGAGAGGAGUGGGCGUGACAGCUCCAGCCAGCGAGCUCCUCGCCAGCCCAGCGCCUCCAGGCUGCACAAGUCUGGGAAAAGCACAGGCAGCAGCAGCUUACAGCACAGCUCCAGUUAAUUACAGCGCACUGUCCAGCUCUGCGCUGCAACGGUCUGUCCCAAGGACUGACACGUCCACCUGUCUGUGGCACCAGACAUUUCUAUUGGACAAUACGUCAACAUUUAAAAAAAAAUACAUAUCAAAACAGUGUGUUUAAAAACGAAGCCCUUAGGUCGGUGUUGCCUAGCUAGUCACGUUCAAGUCAGUAUUUUGACAGCAUGUUGUGUAACGGCACAAGGAGUGUUCAAUAAGACGAAUAAAACAACUGUAACACAAAAAACAAACUAGCUGAAAAGAGGUUUUGUUUUUGCUGGUUGUAAUUCUGUUGCUUCGUAGUUGCACCUCUUAUCAUUAUUCCACACCUCCACACCCGUGAUUCCAGAUUGGGGACAGCAGCAUAGACAGAAAUAUUACUGAAAUUACCCUGACACCUGACAAUGCAUUGUUCCUUAGGCUCAGGGAGCAAUUUAUUUAUAUAAAUGCUUCUGUUAUGUUCUUGUGUUAUAUAUAAGCUUCCUUCUCCAAUCUCUUGAUUAAGAAGUAAUUGAGAGGCAGGUGUAGAGGGGUGAUUGACUGAAUACAAGGUACAAGCAAUGUUACGUGUGUGGGUUUCUGUCAGUCUGAAUGCUGACUCAUACCUUGUGACUGGGACGGGUCUCCCAGUAUAUAGAUGGAUGGGAGUGUAGAGGAGCAGAAACGAAGCAGCUGAACUAUAUAAAACCAGUCCAAUCACUAAUCACAGGGGCUAUAGACAGCGAAAAGGAGCGAGGUAGUCAUGACACUGGUUACUUAAAUUGCAGAAUUACCAGACCUCCUGGUAGAUCAAAGGUGGUGGCAGCAUAUUGGACUCUGCUUUUGCCAAGAUAAAAUUAGAUCGUAGUGGUGGGGACCAACUAAGAUGUAGCUUCGUUGAAACAUCUGCGCACAUAUAUGAGGCUCCAGUGGUUUUCCUCUGCCAGAUAACGAGGACAUCCCAGUGUUGAUGGCUGGAGUGUAAUGCUGACUCCAAGAAUUAGCUAAUUUGCGCCCUCCCUGGUGCAUCAGCACACAGGGGCAGCGAUGCUGGCUCCAGGGAUAAACCAUAGUGUGGCCACCCUGUCUGGAAUGGGCUAGGUGGGGCACUUCACAGGGAUUGACAGAUGGGCACCUCCAGUCUUCAGUGUUUUGUCGAUUUAGCCCACAACACUUGUCCCAGCACCACCGUAUCCACCCCCACCCAACCCAGCCCAGUUUACUUACCUUACCCAUCUAUUAUUUUUCACUGAUGUUAACUUCCUCCAUCACCUUUCUUUUGAGGUUUCCUCCUGAACCAGUCAGUUACUACUUCUCUGCCUCCUCGGAUAGAGCCUUCGUUCUCCUGUCCACUGAAUCCAAUAUCUCUGAGAAGCCUGGUCAUGGAGUGUGCGAUGAAUCCCCGACAACCCACCUCUACUGGAUGAACCCAGACUCUCCAUCUUCACUGGAUAAACCCAGACUCUCCACCCCCACUUCUCCACCUCCACUGGAUAAACCCAGACUCUCCACCUCAGCAGCUAGCUCAGCAUAUUGGAAUCCUCCCAUGGCACUGUUAGCUCCACCAGGAAAACAAGACGUGCUGAGACUGACCACAGGAUAAUGUCAGCUCGAAGGGCAGUUGUAGCAACAUCUGCUAGCAUUCUCCAAUUUCCACCAGCCUUCAACUGUCCCAGGAGGAUCUUAGUAGUGAGAACUGGGAGAAAUGGGGCAGCAAAGGAUGCAUGAAAGAUGCAAAGGCUGCCCUUCGUAUCAGUGAUAUCAUAUUUAUAAUUAUUUCCUGUAUCUGGUACUUGAUUUUACUCUUAUAGGUAUCCGUAUUCACGUUUUUUGUAAUUGCUCUUAUAUGAAAUCAUUCUCAUCCACUUAUCAUACUACGUACUCUUAAUGGACUACUCGUAUAAGCAAAUACUUUUACCAUAUGUUAAUGCUCCUAGUGAAACUCGCUCUUAAAGGUAAUUUACUGUAUUCUUUAUUUUGCUCUUAUUUGAAUUUGAUCUUAUUUUCUACUGAUUUUACUGUACUUUAUAACUGCUCUUAUCUGAAAUGUGAU